GUCAGCCGGUAACGUUCACGGGUGGUGUUUGUGUUGGCCGUCACCGCGCUCCCAAACUACUUUUACGUGACCGUUUGAAACCGGUUUGAAAGUGCUCUGAGGUGUGGCAGUGCCGCGUUCAGCCGUAGAAUACUGUUUUCAAAGUUCAAAAUUAAACUUUGUGUAACAAAAAGUGCUUGUGAGUCAUUGCCGGGAGGAACUCGUCAUUAUCAGGCCCCAGCGUGAAGCCAGUUCGAAACUCGUUUAAGGAUUUCAAAAAAAGAACGCUCGUCUAGUAAUGCGAGUGGGGUUAUCUGUGUAAAGUACGUAAGCAAGAUGGCCGCGUUUCCCGCGCUUUUUGGACUGCUCUUCGCGUCGCUUGUGACAGCUCAAACCGUAGAUAUCACCCCCCGGGAGGCUGUGAGAAGGGUGGGAGAUGAUCUCACUGUGCUGUGUAAAGUGCCAUACCCAAUCGACUCCUGUCGAAUGACAGUGGGCACCACAUCAUACAGACUGAUACCCACUAAUCAAGAUGAGGAAGUGGUGUACGCUGGGCAGGGUUUGAAGUUCGGCGAAUGCGGAGCGCACAUAAAGCACAUAAAAGAAGAGUGGAAUGGUAACAUAUCCUGUUUGCUACCACCGCAGAGCGGUAGCAUCGAAGUCACGGCCACUAUGAGGCUGGUGGUUGCGAAGCCCCCCGGCAACCCCCAGUUGAUUUCACCCCCGCAGUCCAACUUCAAAGAGGGGGACAUUCUCAUGGCCCAGUGCAUUGUCCCCAAUGGCAGGCCCGCUGCUAAGAUCACGUGGUUUUUGGACGACAUUCAAAUAUUGACCGGAGUGCACGCGCCGAUAAUUUCAUCAGAACCGGGCCUGGACCUGGAGACCAUCAGUCAGAACAUCACCAUGAACAUAGGUGCGGAUGACCAUGGCAAGAGGCUGAUGUGCAGAGCUGAGCACGAGGCGCUGGAUAGCCCGAGAGAAGCCGCGAGGCAGCUGGUUGUGUACUACCCGCCCAAGCGGACGGAGCCGGGUCCGCUGACUAUAUUCGGCCUCAAGAUCGGCGCCGAGGGCCGGCUGAACGUGACCGUGCGGUCGAACCCGCCGCCUGCGGCGCAGUGGACCGUUGGCGAGCUGGUGCUCGACGCGCCGCAGCGGAACGACGACGCGUCCGUCGCGGCGCUCGAGCCGGUGCAUCUGGGUAGUGGUUUCUACAACAUAACACUGGUACUGAGCAAAGUGGCCAAAGAAGACGUCGAUAGAACUUAUUACCUGCGAGUUAACAAUGACCUUGGGAGAGAAGAGUUUUCCCUGCGCCUGAGCACCAUGGAUGAACCCGCAGGUGUCGAAUUGGGAACUGGCGCGAUCGUGGGUAUCGUUAUCGCCGUCCUGCUCUUGCUUAUCGCCGUCUCGCUCGUCGUGUUCGCGAAAGCGACCGAUAGAUGGUGUUUUGCAGCGAGGAGUCGUGAACACGGAAAGAGUUCUGGAGAAUCGGCGGCGGCUGGUGUAGUGCUUAUAGAGGCUGGGGACACGAUCCCGCGACCUAGCGACACAGAGAGCGCGGUGGGCCGCGAGCGCUCGCGCCUCAGCGCGCUCGGCGCCCGCGUGCGCGCCGCCUUGCCGCUCGGCAGAGACCGUGUGCAGGCCACUCCCGCGCCUGAUACUGAAACUCCAGCAGAAGAAGAGAAGAAAGGAGUGGUCUACGCGGAGCUAGCUCUCGGCGAUCAAACCGCGGAGAAGCCGCCUCCACCAUCCACAGAGUACGCAGAAAUAGUUUAUACCGACCAACCAGCACAGAUAAAAGAGGAUAAAGAAUAAUUUAUCAUCUGUACUUUAUGGUGCGUCUACACCGUUCUUACUCUAUGCAUAAACAAAGAAAUCUGAUAUUUUGCACGGAAUUUACGAUUUUUAACGGUUUUCGACGCACCGUAAUUAAAUUUAUGACAAUUGAACCACCGGUUUGUUAAGAUUGACGAUUCGAAUUGGGAAAUUAUCGACUAAAAUUAAAUUACAAAUUUUCGCAUACCUUUUAUAGAGAUACGUUUGAAACAAUGUAGUUAAGGAAAGCAUGAAAAUCUUAUAUGUUUAGGUAAGUUUUCGUAAUCUCAUAUUUUUAACAAUUACCAUUAUCAUAAGAAAGAAAAUAUAAUUUUAAUCGUAUUUUUAGAUUUAAGAAAUUUAGCCUUUUAAUACAAAUGUUUAUUAAAUGAUAUUAUAUGAUGAUAUAUUAUGCUUUCGUGUUCGUUAAAGAUCCUAAUUAUUAUAAUUUAAGCCAUAAUUACAUAGUAUACAAGAACGAAAAUCUCUUUGUAUUAGUUAUUUCAUAAGUGUAUUUUAAUGUCUCAGUUUAUCUAACUUUACAUAAUCAAUGUUUAAUCAUUUUAACGAACGUACGUCCGCUCUGAUUAAAGACUUGCGUCAUAAUGACGCGCUAUCCCAUAUAAAUACAUUUCUUCAAAAUCUACCCUCAUUUUAAAGUAAAAGUUUGAUGACAAGGCCGCAGUUGUUCAAUUAUUAAUAUUAUUUAUAACUUUGUUUACUCAGACCUGAGGAAUAAAGACAUUUUUUUAGAUAUUGUAAGAGAAUAACAGGGUUCCGUAGAGAUUUCAUUCCACUGUUUUUGAUGAGGUACAAAUAUAUUUAAAACAGUUUAUUAAUGAUUUGAUUUCCGUCCGUUAUUUUAAGAUUUAUUUGUUUUUGGUUGCGUGGUGCUUCGCUGUUUCUAUGUACCUUUUAUGAAGUAUUAUUUUUAAUUACUUGCGAUUAUAAAUAAGGAUGAUGCAUAUUUCUGUAUAAAAAUCUACUUUUUAUUAAUAUAUUAAUGAGAAAUUAAAUAAUGAAUUGAAAUAUUAAAAAUUAUUUACUAUGUUUAAAUGAAAUGAAAGUAAGUUUAUGAGAAAAAUGCAUUAACUUAAGUGUUUCUAAUAGCAUGGUAUUUUAUAUUUUAAUAAUAAAUCGAUAAUAUACAGCUCUA
Molecule: messenger RNA, 2950 nt
Organism: Zerene cesonia (dogface butterfly)
Lineage: Eukaryota; Metazoa; Arthropoda; Insecta; Lepidoptera; Pieridae
Gene: Fas3
Product: fasciclin-3
Exons: 14
Coding region: 316-1794 (492 amino acids)
Biological process (GO): cell-cell adhesion
Cellular component (GO): cell-cell junction
Molecular function (GO): cell adhesion molecule binding
Source: RefSeq, a predicted model, not a curated record